GUCACGCAAGGGUCACGCACGACGCUGCGGUGGCUGCCGGGAGCGCGGUGCGCAAUGGCGACGCCCAGCCUACGAGGACGCCUGCCGCGGCUUGCGAACCCACGGAAACCUACACUGAAGCCCAACAAACCCCUCAUCCUAGCUAACCGCGUCGGGGAGCGGCGCCGGGAGAAGGGCGAGGCGACAUGUAUCACAGAAAUGUCGGUGAUGAUGGCUUGCUGGAAGGAGAAUGAAUUCCGCGACAGUGCGUGCAAAAAAGAGAUCCAAGACUUCUUCGAGUGUGCGUCCAGGACUCAGACAGGGUUUUGCUAUGUAGCCCAGGCUGGCCUCGAACUCGCAGUGAUCCUCCUCCCUCAACCUCCCAAGUGCUGGGAUUCCAGGAAGCCCGAAAGAUGAGAUCAAUCCAGGACACCCUGGGAGAGUCUGGAAGUUUAUCUCCCAAGAAAAUGAAUAAGUUGUUACAGAGGUUUCCUAAUAAACCUCACCUCAGCUGAAAAUGGAAACGCAUUUUCAAUUGGACUGUCAUUUCUGAGAACUGUGCAGAGGCAUUUUAAAGACAUUUGUACCACUAUGCCUCUUUUGAAGGGUAAAAUAAGGCAAAACACUUUUUUCCAUUCACUGGAGCCAUGGUCUGGAUGGAAGUUAUGGUUUAUCUUGAAAUAAAAUUUUCUGAAGAGAAA
Heterocephalus glaber (naked mole-rat) is the source of this 680-nucleotide messenger RNA. RefSeq names its product coiled-coil-helix-coiled-coil-helix domain containing 1 (gene Chchd1). The record is from RefSeq and is a predicted model, not a curated record. Lineage: Eukaryota; Metazoa; Chordata; Mammalia; Rodentia; Bathyergidae. Gene Ontology annotation, cellular component: nucleoplasm; mitochondrion; mitochondrial ribosome. Gene Ontology annotation, biological process: mitochondrial translation. Gene Ontology annotation, molecular function: RNA binding.